Bombus terrestris (buff-tailed bumblebee) is the source of this 11566-nucleotide messenger RNA. RefSeq names its product casein kinase I. Gene Ontology annotation, molecular function: protein serine/threonine kinase activity; ATP binding. The transcript is spliced from 9 exons. Gene Ontology annotation, cellular component: cytoplasm; nucleus. Gene Ontology annotation, biological process: peptidyl-serine phosphorylation; endocytosis; signal transduction. The record is from RefSeq and is a predicted model, not a curated record. Lineage: Eukaryota; Metazoa; Arthropoda; Insecta; Hymenoptera; Apidae. Bases 874 to 2115 code for a protein of 413 amino acids.
GGCGUGUCGAAAUGCUGGUCGCGCUUGCGUCCGUAUGUCUUCAUCGUGUUUCGUCGUUGUGGUAUAGUCACGGUUGGGAGAUAGCGAGCGUGCAACAGUAGAAUAGAACUUAUUGAGUAACGCGUUGUAGAAAGUGAGCGAAAGUGAUAGAGUGCCAUGAUAAAAUAGUAUCGAGUGGACAGUCGAAUCUUGUAAUUGAAAGUUGGAUAAAAAGGUUCGUUUACGACAAAGGUGUUGGAAGAAGUGGAUCGUGAUUGGUGAAUCUUAGACGGCCAUAAUUGUGCGCCAUUCGGUCUCCAGUGCAGAUCCGCGCAGCGAAAGGGCAGAUGCCCUUACGCGGUUCGUGCUCCCAUUGGUGGGUACGCACUGAUCUAUCCGGAUCGACAUACUUGGCAAGAUCCGGUAGUGUUAUUCGCAGUGUAUAUUCAAAUUGGGUAAAUUCGCAAACUAUAAGGACGAGCGGUCAGCCACCACCUCCUCUCGGAGACGACAAGUCUUUUGGCCGUACGAGUCACCAACUCGGUAGUGGUGAAUGGUGAGUGUGAUUUCUGUGGUCUAGCAGCAACAUUAGCAAUCGCAGCGCCGUCAACAACACGACGACAACGACAACGACGACAGUAGCGCCAUCAUCAGCGCGACCGCCAUCGCAGCAAGAAGAAACAGUAUUCCUUCGAGGAGAGAAAGAAGAAAUGCCUGUAGGUUCGCGAUCGGUGACGCGAGCAAAGAUGGAGGCCCCGUCCAGUUUGUAACACGGCAGCCAGGUCUCGUUUAAAGCGCACCAACGGAGCCACGGAGAGCGCUCCUCGAGUCGGCUGCCUAAAGUCGCGUUUUGCCCCGUGCUACUUUUCUUCGUGAGCCCUGCGAGGCUAGAGGAUGGAGCUACGCGUUGGAAAUAAGUACCGGCUCGGACGGAAAAUCGGGAGCGGCUCCUUUGGCGACAUUUAUCUAGGUACCAAUAUUUCCACCGGCGAGGAAGUCGCCAUCAAGCUAGAAUGUAUAAAAACGCGGCAUCCGCAGUUACACAUAGAAUCCAAGUUCUACAGAAUGAUGCAAGGUGGUGUUGGUAUACCAACUAUAAAAUGGUGUGGCUCAGAAGGUGACUACAAUGUAAUGGUAAUGGAGCUACUUGGUCCAUCACUGGAGGAUCUCUUUAAUUUUUGUUCAAGAAGUUUUUCUUUGAAAACGGUCUUGCUUCUCGCCGAUCAAUUGAUAUGUAGAACGGAUUACAUUCAUAGUCGCAAUUUUAUCCACCGGGACAUCAAACCAGAUAAUUUUUUGAUGGGCUUGGGAAAGAAGGGAAAUCUCGUGUACAUUAUAGAUUUUGGAUUGGCUAAAAAAUACCGCGAUGGCCGUACUCACAAACACAUACCCUAUCGAGAAAACAAGAAUUUAACAGGGACAGCCAGAUAUGCGAGUAUUAAUACACAUCUGGGAAUUGAACAAUCACGACGAGACGACCUUGAAUCCUUAGGGUAUGUUCUUAUGUACUUCAAUAGGGGUAGCUUGCCCUGGCAAGGUUUGAAAGCGGCGACUAAAAGACAAAAGUAUGAACGUAUUUCUGAAAAGAAAAUGUCUACGCCUGUCGAAGAAUUAUGCAAGGGUUAUCCUGUAGAGUUUGCGUCAUACCUAAGGUAUUGUCGAGGACUACGAUUUGAAGAAAGGCCUGACUACUCGUAUCUUCGACAACUCUUCCGGACGCUGUUCCACGGUCAGGGCUUCACAUACGAUUACGUCUUCGAUUGGAAUAUGCUGAAAUUUGGUAACGUGAGGCAACAAACAUUAUCUUCGACGCAACAAACACCUAUGCAGUCACAACACACGAACGUGGCGCUGCCUUCUGGGACCAAUAACGAUCAGGAACAUCGAUCUAGGCCCUAUACACGGCAGUGUUUGGCAAACAUAUCAGUGGGAACGGUGGGCCCGACUGUGGGUGGAACAACCACGAAUUUGAGAAGCAUGCGGCAAAAACGCGAGGCGAUAGACGCUCUUCGUGAUCAGGACAAUCAGGAGAGCGAUCUUCAAGCGUCGGGCGCAGGUGGCCAGGAACGAAGAGUCAGCAUGAGGUUGCACCGUAGGGACGCGGCUGCAGGAGAGAUGCAACCGAAGACCAAGUGAGUUGCUAUAUCACGUCAAAACGCCGCCGCGGAUAAAGCACCUAAGUAACCGAAAGCUAAGACACUAAUUCUAAAUCGCAAAAGUAGGCAAAGAGAGGGCGAAAGUAAUCUCCUGUGCCACGGUAGCGGACACCGGCGAAAAAUCGUGGAUUAAGAACAUUUAAAAAUGAAACCGAAAAGAGAAAGAAAAAAAAAAGAUAACAAAACAGCGUGUUCGCCUUGCGAUCCUUCUCUCUGACCUCUCGUAGCCCUGUCGCGAGUCAUAACAAAAGUCUCGCUUCUCGAGUCUCUUGCUUUCAAGCCUUUGAUCCUGCCACGUCGCUGCAUUUCACACAUACACACAUGUAAUGCGUGUUUCUUUCAUGUCUUUUCACGAAAAGAAAGCUCUCUAGCAAAAAGAAAAAAAAAAAAAGAAAAAAGAUAGAAAAAAGAGAGAAAAGAAACCACGUAGAAACGUUUAGGUCGAUCCUGGUACACUCGAUAUCACGAUCGUUUGUUUCUAAACGAUCGACUUGUACGCUCCUUUCGUCGUCCAGAUUGUGCACGAGUAUCUCUCGAAGACAGGAUACAUAUUUCCUUUCGAUCGUCGAAAGAGACUCGCGGCUUCCUCUUAAAUCGAUAACCAACAAAACGAAUCUAAUGACGAUCUCUCGUACGAAAUACGGAAAAGAAAGAAAGAAAAAGGAAACUCGCGAAAGUGAGUUGUAAUUGCGCGACAAUUAAACGGAGCGGAUGUAUGUAUGUAUAAAGAAAGCACGCUGACGCUGAGACAGGAAAGGACGAUAAAAGAACGAUAGAAAAGCAACACGAAACGAUGCUCGUGGAGUAAUCAAAAUUUCCUUAAACGGUGCAAAGAACGAACGCGACAAAGCGAUGGAAAAAGAGAUGAAAACGGGCUGAUAAACUAGAGAGAAGGAGAGGCAGAGAAAGAGAGGGCAAAGUUUUUCGGUCGUUUUUUAACGCUUCGAGAACGGUAGCGCGCUAAUGUCCGUGUUUUGUGUGUCUUUUAUUUUGGAAGCGCCAAUGCAAUGGCCCCACCCAUCCUGUUGGGCAGGCUGGCAAGCGUUCAACACAAGUGAAUCAACAACAACGGCAAUAGCUGACUUCUCUUCAUCUUCGUCUUCGUCCUCGUCCUCGUCGUUAUCGUCCUCUUUCUCAGUGAUCUAGUCGACAGUAUCAUCGUCAUCGUGAACAACAGCGUCAUCGGUAAUCACGAGUAUCGACCUUCCGAUACGAAAGACACGACGGAUAGAGUUUUUCGAAAAUCGAAGGAAGACAUCGGUCGAAGAUGCCUACCCUUUGUAUAUUCAAAAAUGGUAUUCGUAGACGAUCUACGAAACGUGUGCGAAUCUUCGUCGUAUCGAUGAACCAGUACGGUUGAUCGAUGGUCGUUGACGAUCUACGCGAACGUGUUCACUGGCGAGAAAGAGUUUCUCGAGGACGAGUCGCAGGAGUUUCGCGAUCGACGAUCCACGGUACAUCGUGUGUCUCCUAGGAUCGCAACGAUGGAAGAAAUCGAACGUUCUCUCGUGCAAACGAAGGAAGAUGCAAGUAUCCAGAGGUGAAACGCAACUUUGCCAAAGCGGGCCAUCCAACGAGAAAUGGGAUCGUGUUUCGACUUGUAAUUAAAACGAGUCAGCGAGCUACUAGACUGCUCGUAAAUGUACGUGGACAUGUGUUUAUACAGCGACGAUUACACUGUGUUUAGCGAACGAACUCGAAACUACUCGUUAUACCGAAAUGAUCCUUCCACGAAGGAUUGCUGGUUUUUAGAAAUAGAGGGACGACGUAGCUCUGCGUUGUAUCGAUUAAAGACGCUUCGUGGGAGCGCGGUCCGUGAUUCUUAGGAUAGAUCGCGAGUGUACAGUACGCGACUUCGAUGACGAUACUUGUAAUCUUCGUCUUAGCUGCAAUUGUCCGGCGAAUAUGAAAUUCUUCGUAAUCGACGAUCCUUAGAAUGUGAUUUUUCAAAAUCCAAUAGGAAAACAUGCGCUCGUCCGUGUUAAAAAGCCGUCAAAAAGAGAGAAUCUCCGCACUAUCUUUUUUGCCUAACAACAUUCCCUCGAUAUUGGGCUCGAGUUUUCAGCUUUCAGAUUCGCAGUUAUCGUUUCGACGAUCGAUCAAGAAGGAUUACGAGUAGAAUGCGGAUGUUUAUGUACAUUUACGUUUUUACGUACGCAGCCAAGAGAAUGGAACGUAGAUAGAGAUCUGUUUCGCUCUUUAUAUAUCGCAAGCUCGUUAUACAGAUAUUUUAUGCUGAAUGUUUUCUAUAUUUUUACACAUUAAGUACACCCUGUACAUUUCUUUGCAUAAUUACAAUUGUCAGUAAAUCACAUUAAUAUCCGCAAUCUAACAGCGAGAACCGGCGAUCGAGCAUUAUUGUAUAAACGUGUAGAUUAUUCCCCUAUCCCAUUAACAUUAAAACACGAUUUGUACAUAGACAAAAUCGGCAUCGACGGCUGGACGACGGUUCUCGGGCGGCGAAAGUCACGCACUCGCGCAAUCAACCGGACAGACCCGCGAAAGUCAAGUCACACCGGUCGCACAAUCCAAUUUCCUUUGAGCCGAACUUGAGGAAAUCAACUCGAAGUCAAGACCCGUUGCGCUAGGCGCGAUCUGUACCGGUGACACAGAACCUGUAUAUAGCGUGACUGUUUGCCGAAAUACAGAGAAAAAAGCGGAUGACUAGAGCGUGGCUGUAAGGUAAAUCCAAUAAGUCGGUUGUUCCAGUUAAGGGGGUGAGCGAGGAACGAUUAAGACGCGCCAAUAUAUAUCGAUCGAGCGUACUGUACAAUUCGUGUCGAUUCGUGUACGAACUUCGAUCCUUUUUUGUAUUUUUUCUUUCUUUUUCCGACGCGUAAUUGUCGAAUCCAUCGGUUCGGCCAGAAAAAACGACCGUAGAAACGAGCGAUCGAAGAUACACGAUUAAGCUUUUCGUUGACGAGUACCUCUCCUCUCCCUGUCCAAUCUCUCGCUCUUUUCCUUUUUGUACAAUUCUGCCCAUUUUCUGGUUGCGAGAGACGAAUGUAUUUUACAAGUUUGAUAUCGUUUGUACACCAACGAUUAAUUAAGAAAGAGAGAAAUAUUCGCCUGAUAGUGUAGAGCUGCCAAGAAUGACGAAAGAUGGAUAGAAGAUUCUGUUGAUAACGAAACGAUAUCAAACUUAGUCGUGUAAGUCGUGUGUCCUGUAUGCGUGUUUUUUUUUUUUGUGUUCGCAAUGGUGUGCAAUGGUUGCAUUUCGUCCUACGUGUAUGCGUGUGCUCGAAUUGGAGAGACUCGGACAGAGGAGAGGAAAAAGGAUCAAUCUCGAACUUCCGUUGAGAGAAACGAUCGUUGGCAUAUGAGUAUAUUUCUCGUGGAUACGAUGGUUCUUGAAUCGUUCUUCUCGCAACGUGACAACGUCUGUGCUCCGUUUUGUAAUUGCAAAUGAUCUUGAAAGAUUGAUUCUUUUUAUGAAAAUUAAAACGGUCAGAGGUUGGAAACACGCAGCGAGAAGCAAACAGCUAGGUUCGAUAACCGUAAAUGGUACCUUGAGAAAUUCACCGGAAAUCGAGUUUCUCUUUAGCGCGAAUAAUUGCCUUGAUUGAUGAAAUUUCGUUGAACGUGCGACUUUAGCGAAUUAGAGUAAGAGGGAGAGAGGAUAAGGGACAAGCGCGAGAAAGUGUCCGAGAGAAAAACGCGAGAAUGCAGAAUCCUUAAUAACCGAUUGUUCUCGCGCGAGAAAUGCAUUUUUUGUUUGGGAUAUAAAAAAUCGAAAGUCGUCGAGACCGUUUUAUUUACGAUGAGGUGUAUGACGGCUGAUUAAUCGAUUUGAUUCAAAUUUUGUACACUCAUACAUGUAUUAAUAUGUACAUGUAGAACGCGUAUUAAGUAAGGGUAGGUACUAUCAUCUUUAUGUAUGUAUUGGAUAGCUUUUAUUUAUGACGCUAAUUUCGAAUUUGAAAUGUAGAAACUUCCUUCAAACUACAGCGUUGAUUAUCCGUUUGAAAUUCGAUCAUCGAAUCAUCAUAAUAUAGACUCGUUUCUUUUUUAUUAUGUUAGAUUUCAUUAUAUCAUAUACAUAUCAUUACGUUCGUUCGUUAUAACUUCGAUUUUGUAAUAUAAUUGUAUAUUCGUCAGAUGCGAACACGACAAAGAUUAAUUUAAAUUUAACAAGCCGAAGAGAAAUAAUUGAUCGCAUCGUGAGGGCCUCAAAUCUGAAGAAUGGUAGUCUAGGGUGAAUCUAUUCUACCAAUUCUCAAUGAACACUUGACUAUUUGUAUAGAGUGUAAGAAGAUAUUAAACUCUAGAUGAAAAUUAUAGAAGCAUACGUUAAUUGUUAACGAAAUUUGAAUCAAAUCAAAGAUCUAGCGGCCGUUUAUUCGUUUUUGUUGGCAAGCCGGUUUAGUCAACGGAAGUAAAGAUCGAAGCGAAACUCCUUCCGCGAAAUCGCCCGUGUCUCCCCUUUUAUCCUUCCACUUUUCAACCUCACUUCACCAUUUUUACCCUUCCAUCAGCCUCUGUCACUUCCUGUUGCCGCCCUCCUCCUCCCUUGACCGACCUUGUCUUGUAUAAAGUAUCGUGGGCGCAUUACAUACAAAAAAGAUGAAAAACAAAAAAACGUGAUAUAAAAAGAAGGUUAUAUAUAAAUAUAUAUUAUACCGACACGUGUUUUUCUAUGUAUUUUUUUCAUAGGGUACUACUACUGCUAUUAUUAUUACUAUUACUAAUUAACUAUUAACUAAUUAAACUACUACCAACUAGUACUACCAUUACUACUGCUGCUGCUAUCGCUAAUUACACUUACACCUUUACACACACACACACACACACACACACACACACACACACACACACACACACACACACACACACACACAAAAUUUACUAUGUUGUAACUUGUAUAAAAAGGACGAUUUAUUCUGCAACGAUCCUCUCGAGACGGGAACGAAAUGAAAUUGCAAAGGCAUUUUCAUUCGACGAUUCAAAAUGGAAACGACGAAUCCAUCGCACGGAUCUCUGCGUAUCGCGAUCUUUUCUUUACCGUUUCCUUUCGUUCCUUUCGAUCUCGCGCAUCCUCUGCGCUCGUGUUCCGCCUGGUUAAAUUGUAGUAUAAGAAGAAGAACGAGAAUAUUUUUCUUUGUUAAACAUUUCGGCUAAGUUUGUUCGGCUACGAUCCGUUUAUUUAUUAGCGGGGUAAAAGGGGAGGGGGACAUAGUUUUAUGCAACGCUAAAUCAUACUAUGAUUGCGUUUUACAGUUUGUUACGUUUUAUGAUUACGACUUGUGUGAUGGGUAUAAUCUUGUUAUUAUUUUAGUUCAAUAUCGAAAUUUAUCUUUAUUUGGUUUGUAAAAUUCUCGACUGUUACACAAUUAUCUAGAUGUUUAAUCGUAGUUAUCGCCUUACACGCGCGCAGAGGAUCAACCAUUGUUAUUUUGCGCGAUGGAAGCGAUAGAAGACGUUGAAGCUUGAAUAUGCUUUAAUGGAAUUACGUUUCCAUCGAUAUUAUUGCGAACCUGAUUAAUAAUCACUAACGGAAAAUAUCGUAUGGCGACACUGUUCUAAAGCAUUGUUAAUUUUAUGAAGUCGUAUUUGUUGUGUCGUGAUCGUGUAUUUGUUGUAUCGUUAUCUUUACGAUUGUUGUUCGAUAUCGGCGCUUCGAUGUCUUCAAUCGUCGCCUUCCUUAAUCUCUUUUUUUCUUUUUUUUUUUUUAAUUAACACGCGUAAUCUUUCUAUUUCUCAGAAAAUGUUUUCAAUUCGAUCGUAUCCAUGUUACGUUGGUUGGUAUUAGGUACUCUAUGACCCUGAAUUCGAAAUAUGAUUAAAAAUAGAUUGUAAAUUGUCGAAUCAUCAAGCGUUAAAAUUCACGAACGAGAAGAUAUUGAGGUAAAGCGUCGAGAUUAGAGGUAAUUUUGUGAUCGUUAGGAUUAGAUGAUUUCCGAUGAUGGCCAUCGAUUCGAGGAUCGUUUCGGAAUUUUAAUGCAGAAGGAACAAACACUGCCAGCGCGAGCGGAAAUUCUUGAGUUCUAUCUCAUGACUAAACGAUACGCACGGAAUUAAUCUUGUCACGAUUCGUCGUUUCCUCCUUGACCAUUGCGUGGUCGCGAUAUUAACGCGAAGUCUUUGCAAAGAAAUAAACAGGAAAGAAGAAACAGAAACGAGAGGAGAAGCGCCAGCGCCCGGUAUUUCCUUCCCGCCUUCCCCCUCUCUUUAUUGUACAAUGAAUUACCUUUACGCCGCACGAAAUGCAGUUUAAACGUUGGGAAGAAACGUUGUUUUUUCAGUUCUCUGUGUAUCCGAAUUGAACAGAAAGUCCCAGCACGAUUUUUAAUUUCAAUUUACUUGAAAUGAAAAGAAUCUGAAGAUAGUCGUUGGUGCAAAUUGAACCGAUUAAAAGCGAUGUGCUGGCUAAUAAAUUCGUUGAUGCUUUGAAUCGAAGUGAAAUGAGAAAGAAAAAACGCAGAAUAGAAAGGAAAUGAUAAAGAGAAAAGAUCGUGCGCGCUUGAUUUUGCUCGGCCUAGCGGAGUUUCUUCUUUUUCUUCUUCUUUGCCUUCUUCUCCUUCUUUUCCUUCCCCUUCUACUUCUUCUUCUUCUUCUCGAGCGUAAGGAGUCUAUUGGGUUCACACGAGACUCCUUAAAAUGGAGAAGAACCGCGGAAAGAAAAAGAAAGGAAAGGAAAUAAAAGAAAAGAAAAGCAAGAGCAAACUAAAGAACAUGUGUAGACUGGUCUACGGCACGAGUAGGGAAGCGUCUACGAAGACCUUCAUCGACGAGGCGUCACGACGAUCACGGCAUUGAGGUAUAAUUCGCGAUCAAUCGUAUUUUAAAUAUACUAAUCGAAAUUGUAUGGAUUUGCGAAUGGUUUGUAUAUGUACAUAUAUACAAUUAUUAUGAUCUAUUCAAAGGAAAAUAACUAUAAAACGUGAACGAUGUAUGUAUGCGUGUAUAGUAUAUGUUUGCGAAUGAUCGGUGAAGUUUUCUUUGUGUAUGGAUUGCGAGAAACUUAUUCGAACUGUACUACAUAAUGCGUGCAACAAGUAUGCGUGGACGAUAUAAGAAAGAAAGAGUGGGAGAAAACAAUUAGGUGAAAUGUCCGAAGAAACAAAGCAACACCGACAAAGAGUAUUAUAAAACUGCCUUUGUGUACUAUAUGUGCAAGGAGAAACAAAGUGAAGCGUUUCUAGCCGUCAAGAUUUGAGCUGCUUUAGCCUUGCUUUCCUUCUUCUUCUUAUUCUGUUUCACCAUCUUAUUAUUGUGUUUACUUGCGUGUUGCAACUCUUGUUUCUGCAAAAGAAAAAGAGGCGUAAGAGCAGGAUUACGGAUCGGUAGAAUAGAAAGAACGUGUGCUUGAGAAAAGUCGAGAGAAAGAAAUAGUUUUACGGAUGAUUCGUUUGUGUGUAUAUACGUGACUUUUGCGUGUGCCGAGAGGAACCGCGGAGGGAAACACGAUAUUCGUGGCUUUCGUUGCAUUCUAGUACGAGUCUUUUCGUUUUUCUUCAUCGCAUACAACAACAACAACAACAACAAAAACUCUUGCCAUCUUUGAGACUCGGCCUUUGCUUGCAUUCACGUUUUCUUUCUUUGUAGGUUGAUGAAAACCUCGAGCGGCUAACUGAUCGACUAAACGUCUAGGCUAUCCACACGGAAUUAGUCGUCGAGUUUAAUCCGUUGGCGAGAGUUUGAGGGGAAAAACGCUUAGCCGGAACGGCGAGCGUAGACGAGAGUCAAAGUGUCUCAUUCAAUUACGUUUCUAAGGAUCUUCUCCAUUUUCUCCUUGGAAUCGAGUUCUCGCUGUAGAAAAAAAGCCGAAUAUAACACCGACGCUUUCGCCACACGUUUCUUUCUUAGUUUCUCGUCGUGUGUCUGUAUAUUGUGCGUGUACAAUCUUCGAGGAUGGCAAGAGCGUACAGGUCGGAAGAAAGGAAAAAAAAAAGGAAAAUGGAAAUCAGAGAAGAUUUAGACAUGCGCUUUGAGUAUUGAUUGAUCGAUCGAAUCUACCAUUUGAAUAUAAUGCAGAAGAAAAGCAGGAAUAAUUUAUUGACGCGACAUUAUUAUUGUAUAAGUGCGACGAGAAAGGAAAAGAAAAACGUAUAAAUUUGCGGAUAUUUAAUCUAUUGCUCGCGGCUAGAACCUUGACCCACUAGAGCGUUUUAGUCUUCGUUCUUUUCCCUGAAAAUUGCGAUCAUUAUACUCGGGAAAGCGUCGAUUUUCUUGGUACUAUCGGUUACUUCCUGCUUCCGUUGGAACGAACAGAGACUAGACGUUUUGAUGGGUCGAUCGGGAAUUAAGGAAAUUAUGCUUGCAUUACUCGACAUUCUUGAUGUGAGUUCGUUAACUCCUAAACUGAAGUGCAAUUGUAAAAAAAAAGGAAAAAAAACAAGAAAAAAAAUUAUGACCGUCGUUGUCCGUUUGUUUGUUCGUCAAUCCGUGUACUACGUGUUGACGACGAUGUGACGAAUGCGUGAGAUGUUCGAGCUUUUUCCGUUGCUUCGUACAGUUUUGUCUCCUUUUUUUCAUUUUUCAUCUUUUGCUUCUUCUUUCUUUUUUUUCUUUUGGUAUUUGGACGCAUGUUGACUUGAAGUUAAUCCUUUAUGUAUGAUGGUAAUAUGACCGUACAAACGGCGACUCAACGAUAAGGGCACGUGAUUUUUCAAACGAUAAGAAUAAUAAUCAAAAUAGGCAGCUAUUUAGUAUAACCGCCGAACAUUGUGGAGAUUCCCGAGUAACACGAACGCAGGUUUAUCGUGGAAAUGUUUCUACGUGUUAACCGAUUUUAAUACUUGUACUUUGUCAAAUAGUAGAAUAGCGGUUCUUAAUCUACAACGUGUAAUCUUGUAUUUUUUGAAGUUUACGGAAGUGGUCUGUAAUUAAUUUUUUAUAUAAUACCGAGGAAGAGGUAUAACGGUUAAGGAAAGCGCAAGAAAGAGAAACUAAGCGAUCGCCCGUUUUAUUUGUCAUUUUCACAUUUUUCUUCUUUCUUACUCUACUUUUUAUUUACACCACUUUUUUCGUUUCAUCGAAUGGUUUCGAAACAACUAAGAAUUACUGGCAUAAAGGGUUAAUUUAAGCGGAAAUGCUUCGCUCGUAACGUUGAUUACGAAAGGAGGCGUGAUCAAGUCAAAAUGCAACGUGUUUAAUCAGUUUCGAACGUCUCCUUCCGUGCAGGCAGUCUGAUUUCGCGUUUUUCUCCACCACUUUAUGUUCACUGUAGGGAUUCAAAUAAUUACCGAUUAGAGAGAGAGCCGAAAAAAGCGAAAAGUUUGUUUUAGACCGGAGAUGGUAGCGGCAGGGGAACUCCGAUGAAACGAUAUCGUAUCUCGUUUCAAAUAUUUUCGGCAAAUAAACGAGUUUUCUUUCAUGAUGGGCGCUCGUCGUUUCACGGCGUUCCCUGCCGUCUGCUCGCCGAAUUCUAGUUAAAUAAUAAAAAAGGAAGAAACGAAGCGUUUUUUAAAUUAAACGAGAUAAACGAAUAA